Yarrowia lipolytica CLIB122 is the source of this 984-nucleotide messenger RNA. RefSeq lists its product as uncharacterized. Gene Ontology annotation, molecular function: dTDP-glucose 4,6-dehydratase activity. Lineage: Eukaryota; Fungi; Ascomycota; Dipodascomycetes; Dipodascales. The record is from RefSeq and is a predicted model, not a curated record.
AUGAGCAUCCUAGUGACUGGAGGAGCGGGAUUCAUAGGAUCGUGGAUAUCACGGCAUUUUGCCCUGACGGAAAAAGUCGUCUGCUUGGAUGCCCUGAGGUACAGCGGUCGCAAAAAGAACCUAGAGGACGCAGAACUGCAAGCGUUUGUACACGUGGACAUUUGCGACGCCCAGGAACUCCGUCGGGUCUUCGACACCUACGAUAUUGCCACCGUCAUUCACGCCGCAGCCGAGAGUCAUGUUGAGUGCUCGUACUCGGAUCCGAUUCAGGUGACGACCGCAAACGUGUUGGGCACACAGACGUUACUGGAAGAAAUGACACGCAACGCGAGAGAAACGGACACAGAAAUAAGAGAACAAAACCUCCCAAAAUUGAUCUACAUCUCGACAGACGAAAUCUACGGAGAUCAGGCUGAUCUAACUGGCACCGAAGACCUGGAAACUUCGCCACUAUGCCCUUCCAACCCGUACGCAGCGUCCAAGGCAGCUGCCGAAAUGUUCAUUUCCGCCUACACAAAGUCUUACGGUCUGGAGUGCGUCACUCUACGUUUCAACAACGUGUACGGAGAAUACCAGUAUCCGGAAAAAAUCAUUCCUGCGUUUUGUCUGGCCAUGUUAAAGGGCGACAAGUGCAUGCUGCAGGGCUCGGGAGAACACAGAAGGAGAUACAUUUACGCAGAUGACUGCGUGAACGCUGUGCAACUGACAUACAACCAUUUCGACGAGCUCAAGGGCCAGGUGUUCAAUGUUGGGAGCAAGGAGGAAAAAAGCAACAGGUGCGUGUUUGAGACGUUGGGUGGAAUGCUGGGGUACGAUCAGGGGCCCCAAUUUGUGUCUGAUCGUCCGUACAACGAUUCCGCAUACAGAACGAACGACGACAAGAUUCGGGAGUUGGGGUGGGAACAGAAGGUAUCAUUUGAGGACGGUUUGACGAGGACGGUCGACUGGUACCGGAGGAAUGUGAGUUGGUGGGAUGGUGAGUGA